AUGCCGGAGAGGAUGGGCUACAGCGAUUUGGCACGCCUGGUGACGGUGUCGAGCGCGGCAGAGCAGAGCAGAACAGAGUUGGAACAGACCAAUAAGAAAAUUGACAGAACUGAACAGGCUAAGCAGAUAUCGAUGGGAGGAUACACCGUCGUCGUCGUCGACAGCGGUGGUAGCGGUCAACGAAGGUUGAACUGUGGCACCCGCACCACCUCCGAUGUGGGUGGCACUCCCACGUGGUUCCCCGGCCUCUCCCGGUACUCUCUCCGUCGCGUGCCACCACUCCGACUCGUAAAAGAGCUGCAUUCUAUUCCUCCGCCCGCGCCAAAUCCCAACGCGAUAAAAACUAUGUCCUGGCUUCGACUGCCAGCGAGACGUGUGCUCCUGGCCUCGUCAGGUGUAUCGGUGGGAGCGGUGGGUUUUGGAUUGCAUGAAGACAAGCCCUCGAUAUACCCCACCCCCGACCGGGACGUCCUCGUCAUCGAGACACCCACAGAACUCGAACGGCAGAUCGGGAUAGCGAGGCGUGCUGCAACGGGCACUGUUAAUGAGGCGCAUGCGAGGGUGCAGGGGUUGGUGGAUCGGUGGAUUGGGGUUGAGCAUGCUGUUGAGCGCCGCGUCAAAUCCAUCCACGACCCCAGCGAACCCCUCACCCCCUCCUCCCUCUACAUCGCAAUCUCAACCCUAACCGGCUCCAUCCUCACCCGCUCGCGCUCUCUCCCCCUCCGCUUCCUCGCCCCUCCAACCUUCUUCUUCGUCUCCCUCUCGUACUUCCUCCCCCGUACGUCGGCGAAUUUGAACGCCUACCUCGGGAGCUUGGAGGAUAGGUAUCUGCCUAAGGUGGCGCAUGUGCAUGAUACGGGGAAGGCGCAUUCGGCGAUGGGGUGGGAGAUGUUAAAAGAAAGAGUGGGAGAGAGCAACGAGAAAGUGAAGAAGGGCUUGGAGGGCGUGCUUGGGCAAGUGCAGGAUAAGACGGGGUUGAAGGUGAGGGACAUUUGGGAUGCGAGUGGACAGGCGGGGAAGGAGGUUUAUGUGGCGAGUAGGGGCAGGAUCGGGGAUAUGGUGGAGAAAGCGAAGGAGGUGGGUGGGGAGGUUAGGAAGGAGGUGCAUAGUGCGGGGGAGAGGGUGGGUGAGAUUGUGAGUGAGGCGAAGGAGGAGGGCGUGAAGGCGUAUAAGGAGGCGGUUGAGGAGACGAAGGCGGUGGGUGGUGAAUUGGCGGAGAGGGAGAGUGUGGCGAAGGAGGAGGUCAAGGCGGAGGUGGCGAAGAAGGAGCCGCCGAGGCAUCUUGUCUAGACUCUCUUUCGUGGUUGAAAAGUUGCUGUCGGUAGUCUUAGAUAUGGUAGUCACUCUUAUACA
Messenger RNA from Stereum hirsutum FP-91666 SS1, 1353 nucleotides. RefSeq lists its product as uncharacterized. Gene Ontology annotation, cellular component: MICOS complex; mitochondrial crista junction. Bases 1 to 1290 code for a protein of 429 amino acids. NCBI's taxonomy places the organism in Eukaryota, Fungi, Basidiomycota, Agaricomycetes, Russulales, Stereaceae. The record is from RefSeq and is a predicted model, not a curated record. Gene Ontology annotation, biological process: cristae formation. The transcript is spliced from 5 exons.